Messenger RNA from Solanum dulcamara, 938 nucleotides. RefSeq names its product protein ACCELERATED CELL DEATH 6-like. Gene Ontology annotation, molecular function: protein phosphatase 1 binding; protein phosphatase regulator activity. The transcript has a single exon. The record is from RefSeq and is a predicted model, not a curated record. Lineage: Eukaryota; Viridiplantae; Streptophyta; Magnoliopsida; Solanales; Solanaceae. The coding region runs from base 268 to 897 and encodes 209 amino acids. Gene Ontology annotation, cellular component: plasma membrane.
UCAAUCGGAAUGAGGCCUAGUUGAGGUGUUUAAAUGAAAAAUUGUGGAAAGUUUAGAUGUCUCUGUAUGUAUUAAGCCUAUAUAGAAUGAUGAUUGAUACAUUCAAUGAAACAACUAGUAUGGCAGACAUGCUACUUUCUUGUAGGACUGAAAGAUCCUCUAUCCAAAAGGCAAAACAAGAAAACAACAAAUUAAAUAUUAUCCCUUUCUUUUAUAUGAAGGCAAAAAGCUAAGCAAAUUAUUCCUUUCUUCUAGUCAAGACAAUCAAUGUUACUUUUUAUUUUUCUAUUUUUGAGAUUCAUGAAGAAGCUAAGUCUAAUAUUUCUAUAUAAUGGUUGUUACUUUGCAACCAUGGAUAAUGAAUUUUGGGAAGGAAUGGCUAUAUUUAUAAGGCAGGAUCCAGAAAAAUCCCGCGAAAAUGUUAUGAAGGCAGCUCAAAUACAUCUAGUUGUGGCUGCUCUAAUAAUGACAGUGACAUUCACAGCUGGUUUUACAUUGCCUGGAGGUUUUGACAGUGAUAGUGUUAGCCUUGAUAAAGGGAUGGCGAUUCUAUUAAGGAGUAGAGCAUUUGGUGCAUUUGUUGUUACAAAUGCCAUCGCGUUUACAUGUUCAGCUGCUGCUGUAUUCACCUACUUCGCCAUGGGAGCAAGUAUAACACAUGUACCAGGGUCAGUUGAAGGGUUAAUGGUUACAGAGUUGAUAGUUAUACUACGCCUUUAUAAGAUUGCAUCUUAUUUGCAGUUUGUGGCAAUGUCAGCUGUUGUAAUUGCAUUUGUAACAGGGACAUAUGCUACUUUAGCACAUUCUGUUGGUUUAGCUGGUACUGUUUGUGUCAUAGGUUGCAGCUCUUUCCUUAUGUAUGUAUUGGUUAUUGUAAUCUGGUUACAACUGGUGUAAUGUAACGUUUGUGACAUCGAUUGUAUCUCUUUUCUUUUGUA